CCUCCUUCCUCGUCUCUCUCUACCUCUACCUCUCUCCCUUCCUCUCAAUUUGAUCAACCUGCCUUCAAUCACCAUCAAACCAUGCCGCUUCCUGCCAACGUCCACGUCUCCUCCCACCCCUGUCUCCAGGCCAAGCUCUCGCAGCUGCGCUCCAAAUCCGCCUCCACCCGCGAGACCCGCGACCUCGUCCACGAGAUUGCUACCAUCCUGGGCGUCGAGGCCUUUGCAGCGAGCCUGAAAACCACCCGUCGUGGAACGGAUCAAACCCCGUUAGGCUUCGAAUAUGAAACCCAAGAUAUCGACCCCGCCAACGUGGCACUGGUGCCCAUUCUGCGGUCAGGGUUGGGCAUGACUGAGGCCAUCAACAACCUCCUCCCUUCCUCUGUCCCCAUCUAUCAUCUAGGUCUUUUCCGAGAGAGUUUCUCCCUCCAACCCGUCGAGUACUACAACAACCUGCCGUUCCACCGCCAGACGUCAGACACCAACACGGCCGCCGCCGACAUCGCCAUUCUCCUGGACCCGGUCAUCGCCACCGGGGCCACCGCCGAAGCGGCCAUCCAUCUGCUGCGCGAAUGGGGCGUUAAGAAGGUAGUGAUGCUGGGCGUUCUGGGAUCGGAGCCCGGAGUGAACCGUGCCAUUCAGGCCUGGCCGGAGGGCGUGGAAUUGUGGGUGGGUGCCGUGGAUGAGCAGUGCAAUGAGCGCGGCAUGAUUGUCCCGGGACUGGGAGAUAUCGGAGACCGACUGUUUGUUGCGAUGGGGAAGUGAAGCAAGAAUGAAAACCGACCACAUAUAUAGAUGAUAUAUACCCUAGUAUGGAUAGGUAUAAGCAUAGAAGUAACGAUCAGAAAACGUUCAU
Aspergillus steynii IBT 23096 is the source of this 856-nucleotide messenger RNA. RefSeq names its product uracil phosphoribosyltransferase. The coding region runs from base 82 to 765 and encodes 227 amino acids. The record is from RefSeq and is a predicted model, not a curated record. NCBI's taxonomy places the organism in Eukaryota, Fungi, Ascomycota, Eurotiomycetes, Eurotiales, Aspergillaceae. The transcript has 3 exons.